GUUCCCUUGCGGUGGAGGUGGAGUUUCUCAGGAAACAAACACACGUUCCGUUCUGAUAACAAACCCUACUAGGCCUUGCCGUCUGGGCGAUUGCUCAGCUGGGGUAAAGCUGGGGCAAAGCUGGGGCGAGGCUGGGCCGAGGCUGAGCCGAGGCUAGGGCGAAGCUGGGGCGGGCGAGGCUGGGCCGAGGCUGGGCCGAGGCUGGGGCUGAGCUGAGGCAUGGGUUGGAGGAGGAUGGGUUGGAAUCUCACAGUGGUUCGGAACCAGGGCCUACGCUGGUGUGGUACGAACUCAGGGGUGGCAGCAGCGUACUCCUGGCGUGGGAGGAGGCUCGGAGGGCCUCUCACCUGCCCCCAGCCGCAUCUUCCCCAUCGCUCCUUAUGGGGCGUCCAACUUCGGUAUGUGCCUACAGGUUUCCAAUUCGGAAAAGGGCCGCUGCUAGAACGAACAUCUGCUGCUGCUGCUGCUGACAUUGCCGCUGCUGAUAUUCCUGAGCCCUUCCAGCAGGACCUGCGCUACACCCAUCUGUUCCAACCGAUUUCCUUCUGUGAUUUUGCCAGAACACAGCUCCAUGUCUGUCGCUGAAUGCCGCAGCAGGCACGUGAAGCCAUGCAUUGCGCUUGCCCGGGCUACCAACCAAGAUUUUUAUGGGAGGCGAUUAGCAGCAACGCAUCUACCCGAUUCCUACAUUGCGUGGAUUGGGCGGCACGGCAUGCGGGUUGAAAGCCAGCAGAAGCGGCCUGCUAGCCUGCUGUGGCACGAUGGAGGGUCGAAGAAACAAUACUGUGGAUGGAGUGGAGUGAAAGUUGUGACUCCGCGCUGCCGUGCUGCUGAUUCUAUUGCUGCUGAUUCUAUUGCUGCUGAUUCUAUUGCUGCUGAUUCUAUUGCUGCUGAUUCUAUUGCUGCUGAUUCUAUUGCUGCUGAUUCUAUUGCUGCUGAUUCUAUUCUGCUGCUGCUGAGGGCGCUGUUUCUGAUCCCAGAGGUCGAAGCAACGGCCACAUUUCAGACGUCUGUGCCGGCGAUGCACAAGCAAACGCUACCUGUGUGACUCGAGGAUCUUCUCCAUCUGGACACCUGGAUGGUUCCCAAACGACCUCCCAAAACAGCUCUGAGGUGACUCAAAAUUGCUCAGAUUUCACACCACGACCCCUCUGGAGUGGAGUGAUGAGUCAGCACGGCCGACACAGGCUGUGCCACGUGGCAGCAGCCUGGCGUUCCUUGCCUCCAUGCUGCUGUCUUCCCCACCGUCUUUGCCCCUGGAGCUGGAUCCGACAGGCCUCCUCCCCAUAUAAGAACUCAGGAUUUUAUAAGAGCUCCCCGUAUUCCCUGUCGACGCCCACACGGAGCUCAAGCCAAUGAUAACACCCCAGUGCUGCGGCAAUGUGCUGCUGUCUUCCCUUGCGGCUUUGACCCUCAUGCUGGGACCCAGCAGCAGCAGCAGCAGAAGGAGGAGCAGCAGCGGCAGCGGGAUCUCGAGGUGCACAUUGGGGCCACUGCAUUGGAACUGGAUUCUACAGCAGGCAGUGCCUGUACUGGGUCCAGCGAGGCGUGUUUGUUGAAUCGCCCUUCAACAGGCUCUCGUACCACAAGGCAGGAGAGGGAAGAGAGGCAGGAGAGGGAGUUGGGAUGGUUCACCAUUGCUGAGGACGCGCCGGGCUUGCAUGCGGAAGGAAGGCCUGCUGCUGACACAAUACACAGCAGCGGAUGCGAGUGGCCUGACAGAUCAUCAGUUUCUGAAGAUGGUGAUGAUGAAGAGCUACAAGACACUGCAUCCUC
Messenger RNA from Closterium sp. NIES-67, 1776 nucleotides. NCBI's taxonomy places the organism in Eukaryota, Viridiplantae, Streptophyta, Zygnematophyceae, Desmidiales, Closteriaceae. The record is from the annotation of a GenBank genome assembly.